This is a messenger RNA of Ilex paraguariensis (yerba mate), 1266 nucleotides long. Lineage: Eukaryota; Viridiplantae; Streptophyta; Magnoliopsida; Aquifoliales; Aquifoliaceae. The record is from the annotation of a GenBank genome assembly.
UCUGACACAAAUAUACACAUAUGAAAUUCAUUACAGGGACAGAUAUUCAUCAAAUUCUAAAUGGAAGAAACAGCAUACUUUCAUGAGCAGAAAACAGUGAAGAUGAUGAGGAGUUCAAUCUACACCUUUCUCCAACAUUAUCAGUUCUUCACCACCAUCCCACUUCUUCUCAUACUCCCCUUUUCAGCCUCCAUUCUCCUCUCACAGGCCCUUUCCGCCUCGUCUUCAUUACUUCUUCUGACCAUUCCUGCCUGCUUUAAUUCCCUCCAAGCCACAGAAUUUUCUCCAACUUCAAAGUUCGUCACACUUUUUAAUAUGAACUUUUCUCAAACAGUUUUCUCCUCUAUUUUCAGUCUCCCUUUUGCACUUACAUCUCUUGUCAUCGCAAAAGGGCUUAUAAUCCAAGCUUUGAUAUACCAUAAAUCAUCUUUUCCAUUGCCUUUCAACUCUUUUCGACCAAUUUAUAAGCCCCUACUUGUAACUCAACUCUGCAAUUCAGUCUUCACAAUCAUUGUCAGUGCAACUGCCUUCUCUAUCUUCCUUGCUGCCCUAUAUUUCCUCGAACCAUCUCGGUUCCCUUUAAACAACCCUCUAGCCCUUCUGGUUGCCAGACUAAUUUUCUACUCCAUCCUUGCCAACGCUGGUGUAGUCUGCAAUUUAGCCUUGAUUAUUACAGAGAUGGAAAAUUGUGUAUGGUAUACAGCACUCCGCAGGGCCCUCUUACUGAGUUGGAGCAGGAGCUCGAUGACUCUCUCAGUUAAACUCCCAAUCAAUCUGGGUAUCCUUGCUAUUGAAGUCUUGUUCCGCUAUAGGGUCAUAAGAGUUUAUCACCUUCUAGGAAAGAUUGGCCCUCCUCUGGCUUUGGAGGGGCUGUUAAUUGCUUACUUGUAUUCACUCCUUAUUGUCCUUGACACUAUUGCAAGUUGCCUAUUCUUCAAGAGCUGCAAAUCAAAUUUUCCGACAGAUCAAGCAGGUAGAUAUUAUUAUCAGAUUAGGCUUGUGAAGAAAGAGAGUAGCAACAGUUGUGCAAAACUAGAGAUUAUAGAAGUACAACCAUAAAUGUCUUUAUGACCACAAAACUUCCUCAUGACCAUGCACAAUUCAUACAAACAUGGUCACAACAAAAAUUUCUGGUAUGUAAAUGUUUUGGAUUUUGAUAUGGAUAAGACUGAUAGGCUAUACUAAUUAAUUCAUGAAGCUGCAUCAUACAAAAUUGCUGCUAGGGGUGGUGUAUUAUUUUUCUUUCUCAUUGUGGGCAUCUCUUGC